This is a messenger RNA of Sphaerulina musiva SO2202, 2736 nucleotides long. RefSeq names its product DEAD-domain-containing protein. Gene Ontology annotation, molecular function: RNA helicase activity; ATP binding; RNA binding. The transcript is spliced from 2 exons. Gene Ontology annotation, biological process: rRNA processing. The record is from RefSeq and is a predicted model, not a curated record. The coding region runs from base 4 to 1749 and encodes 581 amino acids. Gene Ontology annotation, cellular component: nucleolus. NCBI's taxonomy places the organism in Eukaryota, Fungi, Ascomycota, Dothideomycetes, Mycosphaerellales, Mycosphaerellaceae.
GCCAUGUCUAAGCGUACGAGAGAAGAAGCUGAUGCUGUAGCUGAUGCUGGUGAGGUUACCAGCAAGAAGCUCAAGAAGGAUAAAAAAGAAAAGAAAGAGAAGAAGCACAAGUCCAGCGAAGAUGUGUCUGUCGCAAGUGGCACUCCAGUCGAGGCAGAGGCAGACAAAGUCGCAACAGACGAGAAGAGCGGCCUGUCAAAAGAAGAGCGCAAGGCCUUGAAGCGCGCAAGGAAAGAGGCUGCGAAAGCUGCCGAGGCAGAGCCAGUCGCAGAAACAAAUGAUAACGAUGAGGCUGCAGCCAAGGCUGCGAGAAAGGCUGCAAGAAAGGCUGCGAGGAAAGCGGAAACGGCAGCGAAUGUCGUGGCCAUAAAGAGCGAGACCAACGGGAAUGCUGCGCAGGUCGAAUGUGGUGCAAAAGUGACUGGGGUUGGGAAGAGUGAGGCAGAAAAGUACUACGCCGAGAAGAAAAUUGCCAUUGAAGACGCAAAGAAGGAAAACAUUGGCCCCAUACUAUCCUUUGACAGCUUGCCCUUCGACGACGCCUCGAAGAAGGCAUUCUUCGGGAGCUUCGAGGAGCCGUCUCCAAUCCAGGCCUCGACGUGGCCGUAUUUAUUUAAUGGCAGAGACGUGAUUGGUGUUGCAGAGACUGGAUCUGGAAAGACAUACGGAUUUGGUGUUCCGUGCAUCAAUCGCAUUUCGAAGGAAAAGAAAGUCCAGGUGUGCAUUGUGAGUCCGACAAGAGAGCUGGCACUCCAAAUUCAGGAGCAGAUGGUCAAGCUUACGACACCGCGGGGCCUCAAGGCCACAUGCGUAUAUGGUGGCACGAACAAGGACGAGCAGCGACAACAAUUAAAGGGUAGUCAGAUCAUAGUCGCAACACCCGGCAGACUCAACGACUUCAUGAACGACGGCACAAUCGACUUGUCUGGAGUUACAUAUCUGGUAUUGGACGAAGCAGACCGCAUGCUCGACAAGGGUUUUGAACAGGACAUUAGGAACAUCAUCAGCUCAGCUGCGCCAGGCGACAAGAGACAAACAGUCAUGUUCACGGCAACGUGGCCCGACUCAGUGCGAAAGCUCGCAUCCGAGUUCUUGCGCGAGCCGGUGCGAAUCAUGAUUGGCGAGAACGCAUCCGGGGAGCUUCGUGCCAACACCCGAAUCGUUCAAGAGGUAGAAGUGCUCGGCGAGCGCGAGAAGCAAGAUCGUAUGCUUGCAAUUCUCAAGCAGUACCAAUCCGGCAAGAACAAGAAUGACCGCAUUCUGGUGUUCUGCUUGUACAAGAAGGAGGCCACACGAGUCGAGGAGACGAUACGUCGACGGGGCUUCCGCGUGGCAGGCAUCCACGGUGAUCUCAAUCAGGCCAAGCGCGAGGAGAGUCUGGCAGCCUUCAAGAAGGGAGAUGUGCCAAUCUUGGUGGCGACGGAUGUCGCUGCUCGUGGUCUUGACAUUCCGGCUGUGAAGUUGGUGCUGAACGUCACUUUUCCACUGACAGUUGAAGAUUAUGUGCACAGAAUUGGAAGAACUGGACGAGCAGGACAAGACGGUCAUGCCAUUACAUUUUUUACUGACGGUCUUGAGAAGCCACUUUCAGGUGGCUUGAUCAAUGUUCUGAAAGGCGCCAACCAACCCGUGCCCGAAAGCCUCUUAAAGUUUGGAACGACAGUCAAGAAGAAGGCUCACGAUGCCUAUGGCGCGUUCUACAAGGACCCGACGGAUAUGAAAGCAGCGACCAAGAUCACAUUUGAUUGAUGUACAAAGUUUCAUUCACACAACGAGUGAAGCCCAGAUAUACGAAUCGACCCUCAUCAUACAACACUCUCCCCCAUCGUUACGAGUAUCUGUCGACCUUGAGGAUGUGAUGAGUACCGCUCAUCCCUUGCCAUAGUCUCGUCCCUCACACGAGCGCCUCGUCCGCCUCUAGUCGUGGGAGUGUCCGCACUCGUCCUGAAGCUUCGCAAUAUCUAUUGUCUGUGAUCAGCCAACAUGCUCACGGUCCAACAAGAACAAGGACAAAAAGAAAACGUACCUCCGCCGUCCUUGUAGUACUGGAUGCAGGACACGCAAUCGUUGAGAUCAUGGUGAUCCACUUGGCAAGCGCAUUGAAGGUAAUAUUUGUCACUGAAGACAUCUCCAUUGUCUAAUAAGAGAAAGUUGCAUUAGCGUCAUUGGUCUAGUCAAAAAAAAAAAGAGAAGGGUAUACAUACCUGCGGUAGCAGCACUUCCACAGUUGGUUGCUGUUGAGACCACGGAUUGGCAUUGUGGGGUUGUCAGGCACUGGUCGGGAACAUCGUCCUGGUUGAUUUCACGAGCAGCCACAAGAGCGGCGCUGAAGCAGAGAGCAGCGGCGAUGAAUUUGGUAUACAUUUUGUGCUUGUUGUUGUUGGUGUGUAGGAAGUUGUUGGUUGUUGGUUUGUUGAAGAGGUAGUUGGAUUGAGUUGGAAGGAGAUUGCUGUGUUGGUGUUCAGUUUCUUUCUCAGCGUUACAUGCAACUGUACUUAUAUAUGUCCAAUUCUUCUUCCUCCUCCCUCUUGUGAUGAAGGUUUUUCGACAUCCGGGCCUUGGCUGGUCAUCCCAUCCCAUCCCAUCCAAUCCCUACUACCUAAUAAUAAAACGGCGGUGCCAGCAGCCAGUAGCCUAGGAACGAGAGACGUCCUGUCGUCGUCGUUGUCGUCACGACGUCGUGUUGGAGGCUCGAGCCCUACCUGUCAAUUUGGCAGAAGUCCAGGUGGCAGCUGC